AGCAAAAUUAAUUUAUAUAAAACGUAAGUAAAUCCUUCUCCAGAGACUAUUCUUUUGUUUUUGUUUUAAUUACAAUUCUUUGUUUCAUCUAUUAAAAACAUUUUAGUGUAUGGUAUGCAAACAUCUAGAACGGCAACUGUUUUUCCUCCCAAAUAUAGCCCUACACUCAUUAUCCAGCACAAUAUAUUAAUUAAUCCUUGUUCUCCCCUCCUUAUUUGUGAAUACUCUUUAAUGACAUUCAUACUAGAAUGUUUCUGCACUAUCUGUCCUUGCCCUGUACCACAGUGACUUCAGUUAGUGAGAACGAGUUCUGUGUGAUGGAGAGGGUCAUGCAGGGGUAAAAAAAGAAUAGGAUGUGCAAAGGUGAACGUUUACAAAGGCGAAUAGCUUGUUAAAUGCAUAGUUUAGACGAAUCUGCCAGAAAAGAGACGAUGAAUGCUAAAACUGCAGCAGCGUCAUUAGUUAAAACAAAACCCUUGACACGCUGUCCUUCGGGAGGAAACACGACGCUUCAUAAACUAAAUCCUCUAAAUCAGGUAGAGAAACCAUGUACCAAAGGCGGCGGCGGCCGAGAGGUUCCGACUUUGAUUUCCAGCGCUCCCGCCAACACAGGCAGAGAUCGGCGGUGGUCGAGGGGGCGGAGCUAACGUCACUUCCUGCUGCGAUCGAGCGAGUCUUCCAGGGCACUAUGACCACUGGUGCACAGCGACGGGGGCGGUGGCGGCCCGGAGUCGGGGUAGGAGUAGUCGUGACUAGUUGUAAGCAUCCUCAUUGUGUCCUCCUGGGGAAGAGAAAAGGGUCGUUUGGAGCCGGCAGUUUCCAACUUCCUGGGGGUCAUCUGGAGUUCGGUGAAAGCUGGGAAGAAUGUGCUAAAAGGGAAACCUUGGAAGAAGCAGCUCUUCACCUGAAAAAUGUUCGCUUUGCCUCGGUUGUGAAUUCUUUCAUUGAGAAAGAGAACUACCAUUACGUCACUAUAUUAAUGAAAGGAGAGGUGGACUUGACUUAUGAUUCAGAACCAAAGAACAUAGAGCCUGAAAAAAAUGAAAGUUGGGAGUGGAUUCCCUGGGAAGAAUUCCCUCCAGGGGACCAGCUUUUCUGGGCACUACGUUGUUUAAAGGAACAAGGCUAUGAUCCUUUUAGAGAAGAGUUGGAUCAUCUGGUAGGAUACAAAGGAAAUCAUCUCUAGAUGACCAAGAGGACUCCUCAGUUUUUAAAAGGCAAAGUUUUAGCUAGAGAAUUAAAAUCACCUAUAUUUCAGAAUUCCUCAGUUCUAUUUGAUUGCUGCUUUAUUUCAGUUUCUUAAAUACCCACCAUUUUUUCAGCUAGUAAUUGUGAAAAAUAUUGGGUUUGUGUCAUGGAAUUGUAUUUCAGCCAUAGCUUAUGUGAUAAAUGGUGAUACUGUGUAAAUCUGCUUUCCAUGUUUAUAUAAGAUCUAUGGUGUGCAUUUUGUCGUUACUAGCUUGCACGGAGUAGGGUCCAAUAGAAUUUGUCUUAGCAUUUCAGUCCAAGUAGAGAUCUGUCAUAGAUUGAAUUGUGUCCUGUAAAAAUAUGUGUUAACUUAGUUAGGCCAUGAUUCCCAGUAUUGUGUGGUUGUCCUCCAUUUUGUGAUUGUAAUUUUAUGUUAAAGAGGA
Trichechus manatus latirostris (Florida manatee) is the source of this 1631-nucleotide messenger RNA. RefSeq names its product nudix hydrolase 15 (gene NUDT15). Gene Ontology annotation, cellular component: cytosol. The transcript has 3 exons. Lineage: Eukaryota; Metazoa; Chordata; Mammalia; Sirenia; Trichechidae. The coding region runs from base 548 to 1186 and encodes 212 amino acids. The record is from RefSeq and is a predicted model, not a curated record. Gene Ontology annotation, biological process: dGTP catabolic process. Gene Ontology annotation, molecular function: 8-oxo-7,8-dihydrodeoxyguanosine triphosphate pyrophosphatase activity.